AAUUACUUUCAUUAAUGGUAGUAGUAUUUGGAAAGUACGAUGUUGAGUUAAUUGAUAUGAAGGCGCCACUAAAGACAGAAAGCGGGGCAAUAACCAUUUGUGGAGAAUUGCCAGUUAAAAUUAGACCUAGAAAAUAUCCAUUGUAG
Molecule: messenger RNA, 146 nt
Organism: Dentiscutata erythropus
Lineage: Eukaryota; Fungi; Glomeromycota; Glomeromycetes; Diversisporales; Gigasporaceae
Source: the annotation of a GenBank genome assembly